CCUUCCUGGGCAUCAGUAAACAGGGGAACUUUUAUAUGCGAUGAGUGCUGUAGUGUCCAUCGGAGCCUUGGGCGCCACAUCUCUCAAGUAAGGCAUCUUAAACACACACCGUGGCCUCCAACAUUGCUUCAGAUGGUUGAAACCUUGUAUAAUAAUGGUGCUAAUUCCAUAUGGGAGCAUUCUUUGCUGGACCCUGCCUCUAUCAUGAGUGGAAGACGCAAAGCUAAUCCGCAGGAUAAAGUACAUCCUAAUAAAGCAGAAUUCAUCAGAGCCAAGUAUCAGAUGUUAGCAUUUGUCCACCGCUUGCCCUGCCGGGAUGAUGAUAGCGUGACUGCCAAAGACCUUAGUAAGCAACUCCAUUCAAGCGUGAGAACAGGGAAUCUUGAAACCUGUUUGAGGCUGUUAUCUUUAGGAGCACAAGCCAACUUUUUUCACCCUGAGAAAGGAAACACCCCACUCCACGUUGCCUCCAAAGCAGGGCAGAUUUUACAAGCAGAAUUACUGGCAGUGUAUGGAGCCGACCCAGGCACACAGGAUGCUAGUGGGAAAACUCCUGUUGAUUAUGCCAGGCAAGGAGGGCACCAUGAGCUGGCAGAACGCCUUGUAGAAAUACAGUACGAGCUGACUGACAGACUAGCCUUCUAUCUCUGUGGCAGGAAACCAGAUCACAAAAAUGGACAGCACUUUAUAAUACCUCAAAUGGCAGACAGCAGCCUGGAUUUGUCUGAACUGGCAAAAGCUGCUAAGAAGAAGCUUCAGUCUCUAAGUAAUCAUUUGUUUGAAGAACUUGCCAUGGACGUGUACGAUGAAGUUGACAGGCGAGAGACUGAUGCAGUCUGGCUUGCUACGCAAAACCACAGCACCCUGGUGACCGAGACAACCGUCGUCCCCUUCCUUCCGGUCAAUCCCGAGUACUCAUCGACACGCAACCAGGGCAGACAGAAAUUAGCUCGGUUUAACGCCCAUGAGUUUGCCACACUGGUUAUCGACAUUCUCAGUGACGCCAAGAGGAGACAGCAGGGCAGCCCUCUCUCUGGUUCAAAAGACAAUGUGGAGCUCAUACUGAAAACAGUCAAUAACCAGCACAGUAUUGAGAAUCAGGACAACGAGCAGCCAGACUAUGACAGCGUGGCGUCAGACGAAGACACGGACCUGGAAGCCGCCGCAAGCAAGGCAAACAGGCAGAAGAGCCUAGAUUCAGAUUUAUCAGAUGGACCAGUCACUGUGCAGGAAUUUAUGGAGGUCAAAAACGCUCUAGUGGCUUCUGAGGCCAAGAUACAACAGCUAAUGAAGCUUCAAACACUCCAGAGUGAAAAUUCGAACCUCAGGAAACAGGCCACAACCAAUAUAUAUCAGGUGCAAACUGAUUCUGAGUACACAGACACUUCCAACCACUCUUCCUUAAAGCGACGUCCGUCUGCCCGGGGCAGUAGGCCCAUGUCCAUGUACGAGACGGGAUCAGGUCAGAAACCGUAUCUCCCAAUGGGAGAAGUGAACCACCCCGAGGAGAGCAGGACGAGACUCCAGCCUUUCCCCGCACACAUCGGGAGGAGUGCGCUUGUGACCUCCUCUUCGUCUCUGCCUUCCUUCCCCUCCACACUUUCCUGGUCGAGGGACGAGAGCACCCGAAGGGCUUCCAGGCUGGAGAAGCAGAACAGCACACCCGAAAGUGACUACGACAACACUCCCAACGACAGGGACCCAGACGACCUGGGGUCAAGCAGAAAGGGAAGGCAAAGGAGUAUGGUGUGGCAAGGUGAUGGCUCAGUCCCAGAUCCGGCAGAACCCCACGCAGCCCCGAGCCCCGUCCUCCCCAGCACCGAAGACGUCAUCCGGAAGACUGAACAGAUCACCAAAAACAUACAGGAGCUCUUAAGAGCCGCCCAAGAAAAUAAACAUGACAGUUAUAUUCCCUGCUCAGAGAGGAUACACAUAGCUGUUACAGAAAUGGCAGCAUUAUUCCCCAAAAAACCCAAGUCUGACAUGGUGAGGACUUCCCUCCGGUUACUGACAUCCAGUGCCUACCGGCUCCAGUCUGAGUGCAAGAAGACCCUCCCGGGGGACCCGGGCCCACCCACAGAUAUCCAGCUGGUCACGCAGCAGGUCAUCCAGUGUGCGUACGACAUCGCCAAGGCCGCCAAACAGCUGGUAACCAUCACCACCAAAGAGAACAACUGAACAGCUGGACAGGUGCUGGCCCUUCCGUUUUCUAGGCUUUUUCAAAGUCCAGUUCCCCACUUAGACAUGGAACUCUUCCGAUUUUUACAGAAACAAACAUUUAAUGAAAAUCUCAAACUUUUUAAAAGAAAAACUCAGUAUUAUUUUUGCAUGUUUUCUAACAAAUUUUCAACUAUUAAUUUAACCCACUUGCCUUAUUUUGUGCCUGUUUUGCCAGUUUAUUUCCUGACGUUCUCUUGUGCUGUCGGUGACCGUUGAGUUCAUGGUCAUAGACAUCAAACGCAAAGCUUCAUUGUUUAAGUCUGUUAGAACUUCUCCAUCCCUUCAGACUCCGUGUCUGUGGCUAAAACUGUAAGUGAGGUUUUUAGUGAAACAUUUUCUAGAGAGAGUUGACUUAAAAAAAAGAAAUUCAACCUUGUCUGUUCCCUAUCAAGCAUUGUGCAAUAAGCAACAUUUCCAGCCUCUACUGCGAAAUCUCUUUGGGGUAUCUCCAAGCAGGCAGGUAGAGAAAGGACUUUGCCACUUUCUAAAAACAGUGUAACAAUCUCUCUUGGAAGGAAACAACAAACUGCGCCAUUUCUUUUAACUGUUCUCUCACAUUAGAUGUUCUUUCAUCUAAUUUUUCUGUCCUGAUCUUCUGUCUCUUUCUAUUUUACUGUCAUCCUGAAGUCUCCCACAGCGUCCGAUAAGCACUCACCCUCCGUGUCGUGUGCCAUUUGGCCACGUUACCGCGCACAGUCCAGUGCUCUGCCUUACCCCGGGGAGCCAGGCGUUCCAUUCCAAACACGUGGCAAAGGGGAGCCUCAGUCCCCCCCACGAGCCGUGACUCGUUUCAUGCCCCCCCUAUUCCGGUAUCACUGCCAUAACCUGUGAGAAGAAGAUGACCCACUCCCUGGCGCCGUGUCAUACCUCUCAGCCCAAAUUCAAUUGCUCCUUUAGCCGCUUACAGCCUUCUCACACCACCUGCUUCAAAUACCACACCACCUUUGAGGACUUCUUACAAGGUGAGAUUUAUACAGUCAUCUGGGUUCGUUUCUUCUCCCUUACCUCGCCGGUACUUCAGAAUGGGACGUCACCUUUCAAGAAUUCCUUAGAGAGCACUCUCGCUGAGCACCAGCUGUCCCAAAGCUAUGAAAGAGUGCGGGUGUAAGCUCUGGAACCCACCGGGACUGAAUUCCAAAUUACUACGGAGAGCUUUCCUGUUCUGAAAGCCGAAGUGUAUUCCUUCCCUGCUCGUUGCAGCGCUUCUGUGUGGGCCUGGCUCAGACCCUGACCGAGACCCGAGGAGCCAGGGUGGGGGACAGUUUACCAGUGGGGACAGCAGCCCCCAGCUCCACUCAGACUGCUGUGUGGAAAAGGGGCUGGGGUUGCCAGAGCUUUGAUUUGUUGAGAGACACCAGGUACUUUUUGUGCCGUCUCUCCAUUUAUAAAUGUUGACGGCUGAUCUAAAUGUUCUCACAGCACAUAUGGGUGAGCUGUGGCCCCUAGGCUGCCGGCUCACAGCUCUGCCCCGGGACCCUAAACUGUGUAGUGUGAAGGCCUGGCUUCCUCGGUCUCACCUGGUUUAGCCCCUGAGCCUUACCUGUAACGUGGCCGCCAUCCCGUGUUAAGUUGCUGUUAGGCCUUAUUUCUCCUGCAUAGUGCUCGUUCAUACGUGUGAAAAAGUCAAAAUAUUUUAUCAAAGUUGCCUAAAUACAUGGCUAAAUAAGCUUGUGUCUUCACAGAACUGUUCGAUGCACAGGCACCUUUGUAGCUUGACCGUGUGCUGUCGGGAGAGGAGCGCCACGCUGGUGUUUGGCUCAGAGUCGCUGCACGUGGCUGCUCUCGCUGGGUUUUGCUACACUGAGUAGCAUGGGGAAAGGGUCCACGUCUCCAAGACUUGUCUGCACAAACCUAAGUGCCAUGCUGUUGUUGGAUGCUGAGAGGACACCUUCUCGAAGGAUGUUUUCUACCUUAAGUUCAAGCACCAUCUGAAAACCUUUUCUGCAUGCUGCAUGUACCAAGCUGUUCCUCCUCUUUUUUUGCAAACCCCUGCCCCUCUUUUGGGCCGACACAGGCUGCUGAGGACAGGCCCAGAAGCAGUCCAGUCCCAAGUCGGGGCCCUUGGCCUCCCCUGGAGGACGGGAUUCUGAAUAAUGAGUUGCCUGCUGUGAGGGAAGCGGUGUCUUUACUUGAACACUCAGGACCUGCAGUGGAGGCCGUUGUUCCGUGCCCCUAAAAUCCAGGAAUGUGGGGACCAACAAAGCAUUUCCAACUGUGAGAACACCACAGAAGUUCGCUCUGUAAGCCCACAGUGCCAAAACUCGGGAACGACGUGCCUAGGUGGGGUGACACGCGGUGACAGGAGGGCUGCAAGGCGUCCCUCUCAUCAAGUGCCCUGCGCGUUUCCUCGGCCCUCAGGGGCCGGGGUCAGAGGUCCCUGGUCCUGCUGACAAAUCGCACCUUGUCUGAACAGCUGUUCACCACCUUUUGCACAUGGGUUCCGUGGCCUUGCACUAGUGUCUGAGUUCUGUAAUGUCAUUUUUUUACCCUUAAUUCUCAACUCCCCACCCCUUCAAAUGCCCCACGAAGCUGGUAGGACAGAGGUGCACUUUACAAAACUGGCACUUGCCGAGAGAGGGAGACAGCUCCACCCCUGCGCUCCUCUAACUGAAGCCGUCCUCUGCCUCGGAAUGCAGAUAGUUCUUAUUUGCCAAAGAACAAUGAAUCGGGCCCAAAGAUAAGUUACAGCAUUUCAUAAAUUGGAACUGCAAACGCACAACUCGGGAGCUGUCGUCCGAUUCCUCGAGCGAUUUAAGCUGCGGAAGCAAGCGUGAGACUGGCGUGUCUGUCCUCCCCUGCAGCCCUGAGCUUUCCAAGCAGUUUCCCUUCUUUCCUUGUCCCGGUUGAAGGUCACCUUGAUUUUACAAAAGAAAAUGCUGCAUAGGAAAAGUGAAAUGCCUUUUAUUCAAACGUGUUCUACCCACGUCACCCGUUACUGGGUACUUACUUCUCAUGUUUGUUGUACAUUCUACUCCUGUAAUUACUGUGCGACCCUUUCAGCGUUGUAAAAUCGUUCUGGAAUUUGUGCCUGCUAGUUAUGCAAUAAACAGGCUCUCUAAGUGUC
Vicugna pacos (alpaca) is the source of this 5284-nucleotide messenger RNA. Lineage: Eukaryota; Metazoa; Chordata; Mammalia; Artiodactyla; Camelidae. The record is from RefSeq and is a predicted model, not a curated record.